This is a messenger RNA of Funneliformis mosseae, 2985 nucleotides long. The record is from the annotation of a GenBank genome assembly. NCBI's taxonomy places the organism in Eukaryota, Fungi, Glomeromycota, Glomeromycetes, Glomerales, Glomeraceae.
AUGGUGAGAGAACCUUCUAUCGCUCUAAAAACUAUUAUGCCUUUUUCGGAGAAUAGGGUAAAACAAAGAAGUUCAGAUUUAGAGGACGAAGCUCCUUUAAUUCAAAAUCGUUACGACGAUUGGGCAGAGGAAACAUCAUCUCCAGUAUCUCCGAGGAGGCGUCGUAAUGUAGGAACCUCAACAUCUACGACUAAUAUUUCAUCAUCUAGAUCUCCACAAGCCAAAGCACGUACAAUUUCAUUUCAUGCAUCAGGUUAUAUUGUCACGUAUUUUGGUCCAUUAUGUUUUGUGCUUCUUGUAACAAUUGGUAAAGAAGCGUAUGAUGAUUGGAAAAGGUUUAAGCGAGAUCAAGAAAAUAAUUCUCAAAAAUAUGAAAUAAUGACUCGAAAUGGGAUUAAACUAGUACCCAGUUCAAAAAUAAGAGUCGGGGACUUAAUUCUAAUUAAUAAGGAUCAAAGAGUUCCUGCAGAUUUAAUAUUGCUCCGGACAACCGAAACAAGUGGUGCUUGUUUUAUUAGGACUGAUCAGUUAGAUGGUGAAACUGAUUGGAAACUAAGGUUGGCUGUGCCAUAUUGUCAAAAGUUACCAUCAAAUGAAAGUCUUCUACAUAUUGAUGCGGAAAUUUAUGCUGAUAUUCCACAUAAAAACAUUCAUAAUUUCAUUGGAAAUUUUUCUAAAUCAACCCCAGAAAAUUUGACACCGCAUAUUGAUGCCCUUAAUGUUGAAAAUACAUUAUGGAUGAAUACAGUAUUGGCAUCAGGUACUGCUAUUGGAUUUGUGAUUUACACUGGUAAAGAGACUCGAGCUGUUAUGAAUACAAGUCAUCCAGAGACGAAAGUUGGAUUACUUGAUCAUGAAAUUAAUCGGCUUUCUAAGAUUCUGUUCGUAGUUACUUUAUUAUUGUCAUUGUUGCUUAUUGCUUUGAAUGGAUUUCGAGGACUCUGGUAUAUUUAUUUAUUCCGAUUCUUAAUUCUCUUUUCUUCCAUUAUUCCAAUAGGUUUACGUGUCAAUUUAGACAUGGGUAAAACUGUUUAUGCGUAUCAAAUCAUGAAUGAUGAUGAAAUUCCUGAUACGAUUGUACGUACCAGUACAAUACCUGAGGAACUUGGUAGAAUAGAAUAUCUUUUGUCAGAUAAGACUGGAACAUUAACUAAAAAUGAGGCACAUAUACCGAGAGCGACUCGAACUGCUGUCCCUACUUCUACUAUUAUAGUUGGAAGGAGUCGCAGAGACAUGACUUCGAGAAUAAAAGAUAUUGUACUUGCUUUGGCAUUAUGUCAUAAUGUCACUCCUGUAAUUGAUUCUGAUAAUGUGAUCACAUAUCAAGCAUCUUCACCAGAUGAAGUUGCUAUCGUGAAAUGGACAGAGUAUGUUGGUCUUACUCUUGUUUUCCGCGAUAUCAAUGAAAUGCAUCUUCGUACAAAACAUGGUGAUGUCCUCAAGUUUCAAAUUCUGCAAAUAUUCCCAUUCACUAGUGAAAGUAAGAGAAUGGGAAUUAUUGUAAAAGAUGAAACGACAGAAGAAAUAUUUUUUUAUGAGAAAGGAGCAGAUGUUGUAAUGAGUAAAAUUGUACAAUACAAUGAUUGGUUGGAUGAAGAAUGUGGAAACAUGGCCAGAGAAGGUUUAAGAACUUUGGUCGUUGCACGUAAAAAAAUAUCAGCAGAUGUAUAUAAUGAUUUCACACAUAGAUAUCACGAAGCAAAGGUGAGCCUUUCAGAUCGUAAAGUUCAAGAGCAGGCUGUUAUAAAUGCAAUUCUGGAAAACGAGCUAGAACUUUUGGGAGUAACUGGAGUUGAAGAUAAGCUUCAGGAUGGUGUAAAGACCACUUUAGAAUUAUUGAGAAACGCAGGUCUAAAAAUUUGGAUGUUGACGGGAGACAAGAUUGAAACGGCAACAUGUAUCGCUAUUUCUUCAAAAUUAAUCUCUUCAAGGAAUCAAAUUAUUCAUCAAAUAUCUAAACUCCAAAGUAUUGAAGCAGCUUUGGAUGAAUUAGCUAGUUUACAAGCCAGAAGAGAUUGCUGUUUAGUAAUUGAUGGUGAAUCACUACAGCUUUAUAUGGAUCAUUGUCAAUUUGAAUUUAUUGAACUGGCCGUAGAAUUGCCGGUCGUUGUUGCCUGUAGAUGUUCUCCUACUCAAAAGGCUGAUAUAACAAGACUCAUUAAGAAAUAUACAAAUAAAAGAAUUUGCUGCAUAGGAGAUGGCGGUAAUGACGUUAGUAUGAUUCAAGCAGCUGAUGUUGGCGUGGGAAUUGUAGGAAAGGAAGGCAAACAGGCUUCCUUGGCUGCAGAUUUCUCAGUGAUUCAGUUCAGCUAUUUAACAAAACUUUUAUUAUGGCAUGGUAGAAAUAGUUAUAAACGUUCUGCAAAAUUAGCACAAUUCGUUAUUCAUCGUGGUCUGAUAAUAUCAGUUAUACAAGCAGUAUUUUCUUCAAUAUUUUAUUUUGCUCCUAUUGCUCUUUAUCAGGGGAUGUUGAUCGUUGGAUAUUCUACAGUUUAUACAAUGGCACCGGUAUUUUCGCUCGUUUUAGAUAAAGAUGUGAGCGAGGAUAUAGCUUUACAAUUUCCAGAACUAUACAAGGAAUUGACAAAGGGUCGAUCGUUAUCUUUGAAGACUUUCUUUCAGUGGCUAAUGAUUAGUGUUUAUCAAGGUGGCGCAAUUAUGAUUAUGUCAAUUGUACUCUUUGAGGAUGAAUUUAUAAAUAUCGUUUCCAUUUCUUUUACUGCUUUAAUUCUUAAUGAAUUGUUGAUGGUUGCUUUUGAGAUCAAUACAUGGCAUAGGUUAAUGUUUUUAUCAGAAAUUCUUACAUUAGCUAUUUACAUUGUUUCCAUGAUAUUUUUACCUACUUAUUUUGAUUUACUAUUUAUUUUGACUGAAACAUUUGUUUGGAAAGUUGCUGUAAUAACAGCAGUUAGUAGCAUUCCGUUAUAUAUUAUUAAAUUUUUAAGAAGAAGAUAUGCACCACCUAGUUACUCUAAACUUACAUAA